This is a messenger RNA of Equus caballus (horse), 789 nucleotides long. It is a transcript of the gene PHLDA2, whose product is annotated as pleckstrin homology like domain family A member 2. Gene Ontology annotation, molecular function: phosphatidylinositol phosphate binding. The record is from RefSeq and is a predicted model, not a curated record. Lineage: Eukaryota; Metazoa; Chordata; Mammalia; Perissodactyla; Equidae. Gene Ontology annotation, biological process: placenta development; positive regulation of apoptotic process.
CGCCAGAGCGCAUUGCCGGCGUCGCAGCUGCCCGUGCGCCUAGAUCUGUGCCCGCCACCUGCUGCCAUGAAGACCCCCGGCGAGGUGCUGCGCGAGGGCGAGCUGGAGAAGCGCAGCGACAGCCUCUUCCAGGUGUGGAAGAAGAAGCGCGGCGUGCUCACCCCCGACCGCCUGAGCCUGUUCCCCGCCGGCCCCGGCGCGCGCCCCAAGGAGCUGCGCUUCCACUCCAUCCUCAAGGUGGACUGCGUGGAGCGCACGGGCAAGUACGUCUACUUCACUAUCGUCACCACCGACCGCAAGGAGAUCGACUUCCGCUGCGCGGGCGAGAGCUGCUGGAACGCGGCCAUCACUCUGGCGCUCAUCGACUUCCAGAACCGCCGCGCCCUGGAGGACUUCCACAGCCGCCAGCAGCGCGAGGCGACUGCCGAGCAGCCCGGGGCCCGGACCGCCCGCGUGCCCUGAGCGCCACCCGGAGCUAUACACUGGAGGAGUCGAGCCGGAUGCGGGGCGGCGCUGGCAGGAGCCCAGGGGCUCCCCUCCACCGCGGGGGGCCCGGUGGGCUCCCUCCCACUGACCACGGCGAGGACGGAGGCCGUGUCCCUGCCCCGCAGAGGGAGCCUUCCCAUGCAGACCUGUAGAGUUUCGCCCCGCUGCGCGGGCACCUUAAAUUAUUAGAUUAUCUAUGUAUUUAUUAUGAUGGUUAUUAGUCGUCAAACCAUCUGUCUUAAUAUUUUGUUUUUGCAUCGAUGUGUCCAUUCCAAAUAAAUCGCUUAAGCUGUCUUUCUACCA